GCAGCGGGAAGAUGGAGAACAAAGCCAUGUACCUUCACACCUUCAACGAGAGGGAGAACGGCUCCAUCUUCGAGGAGCCCUUUGAGGGAAGGAACCUCUCCAAACUGAACCUCUGCGAGGAUGGUCCUGGGAGGAGGAUGAAGGCAGCAGGACGCUGCGGCCGGCUGGGCUCCUUGGCAGCUCUGAAGUACGCCGUGGUGGGACUCUACCUCCUCGUCUUCCUCAUCCUUGUUGGGGUCUUCAUCCUUGCAGUCUCCAGGCCACAGACAUCCCCUGAGGACCUGAAGGCACUGAUGGGGAACGUCAACCGCCUCAACGAGAGCUUUAGGGACAUGCAGCUGAAGCUGCUGCACCUACCUCUGAAGGGGGAUGUGCUCGAUCACAUCUGGAGGCUCCAGGACCUCCUGCAGAACCACUCGGACUCCUUGUUCCUCAUGACGGGGUCACUGCAGAAGCUGGAAGGGCUUCUCUGGAGCCUGCAGACCCAGGCCAGCCAAACUGACAAGGCGGUGUCCAACCUCUGGGACAGCUUGACCCAGCAGAGCGACGCGGCUCAGCAGGAGAUGUACAAGCUCUCCGUGGAAGGCAACAGCAGCCGGCUUCUGCUGCAGCACCACGACCACCUCCUGAGCCACCUGGGCAGCAGGGUGGAGAGCCUGAGUGACCAGGUGACGGCUGUCAGCGGGGCCGUGGACACCAUGAACAGGACCUUCUCCUACGACGUAAACAUCCACCACACCCGCAUCCAGGACCUGCAGGUGCUGAUCAGCAACGCCACCGAAGAUGCCCGGCAGAUGCGGCUCAUCCAUAUAGCCAUGGAGGAGCAGCUGAAGCACGAGCUGGCCAUCCUCAACAACGUGACCGAGGACCUGCGGCUGAAGGACUGGGAGCACUCUGUGGCCCUGAAGAACAUCUCUGUGAUACGGGGGCCACCAGGACCCAAAGGAGACCAAGGCAAUGAAGGGAUGGAGGGUGAACCUGGUCUUCCUGGCCUGCCUGGGCUGCGAGGGCUACCUGGGGAAAGAGGACCACCAGGACCGCGUGGCUUGAAAGGGGACCAAGGAGACCUUGGCCCUCCCGGUCCAGUGGGGUUGAGGGGAUUCAAAGGUGACCGAGGCCCGAAGGGAGAGAAGGGGGACCGAGGUGGAAGCACAGCAGCAGCCACCGAGGAGGGGAUGAUACGGCUGGUGAACGGCUCCGGCUCCCACGAGGGCCGGGUGGAGGUCUUCUACGACCGGCGGUGGGGCACGGUGUGCGACGACGGCUGGGACAAGAAGGAUGGAGACGUGGUGUGCCGGAUGCUGGGCUUCCGAGGCGCCGAGGAGGUGUAUCGCAUGGCCCGCUUCGGCCAAGGCACUGGGAGGAUCUGGAUGGACGACGUCUCCUGCAAGGGGACAGAGGACACGCUGCUGCACUGCAGCUUCUCCAGCUGGGGCAAGACCAACUGCGGCCACGCCGAGGACGCCGGCGUGAAAUGCCUGACGCCGUGAUGGGGGGGGGGG
Calidris pugnax (ruff) is the source of this 1502-nucleotide messenger RNA. RefSeq names its product scavenger receptor class A, member 5 (gene SCARA5). The record is from RefSeq and is a predicted model, not a curated record. NCBI's taxonomy places the organism in Eukaryota, Metazoa, Chordata, Aves, Charadriiformes, Scolopacidae. Gene Ontology annotation, cellular component: plasma membrane. Gene Ontology annotation, biological process: iron ion transmembrane transport. Gene Ontology annotation, molecular function: ferritin receptor activity. The coding region runs from base 12 to 1490 and encodes 492 amino acids. The transcript is spliced from 8 exons.